CGACUUGUACGCGAGAUCGAGAUAGGAUAACUUUAAAAACCGUUGCGUACAAAAUCAACGAGGCCAAAGUACGAUGAAUUAAAAGGCCAAGAAUGAAUUCCGUUUUAUAUUGGAUUUAUUAACCAGGACAACCGACUACAAGGAUAUAAACGAGGAUUUUACACCACUGGGAGCUCCAACAACACAGGCAAAAUGGACCCCCGAAGCAGGGAAGAGGAUAGAAUGAGGUUAAAGCAGGCGAUUCAGGAUUGGAAUGCUACUCGAAUGGACCUGUUCGAAAUUUCAGAUCCUGAUAUGAAUCUGGAAUUUCAUGGAGUGAUGCGGUUCUUUUUCCAAGACGCAACUGAUGGAUCAUCAAACUCCAAGUGCAUCAGAGUGUCUAGCACGGCCAGCACUCGAGAUGUUGUCAACACCCUCAUUGAGAAGUUUCACCCUGACAUGCGUAUGCUGUCUAUUCCAGAUUAUGCACUGUUUGAACUGCAGAGGGACCAGGAUGAUCGUCAGCUGCAGGAUGAGGAAAGGCCAUUAUAUGUGCAGCUCAACUGGACCAAAGAUCUGAAGGAGGGACGAUUUCUACUCAGACAGGUCAAUGACCCGACAAAGCUUGAAUUCUACGCUAAAGAUGGUAAAGUUCAGAACUUUGAUAAGAACACACCCAAGCGUCUAUCAAAGAGAGAGAAGAAGGAACUGAAGAAAGAGAGGAAAGCAGCCCAACUCAGGGGUGAGGUGAAAGCUUACGAUAAAGUCAGUUCUUCAAACUUCACCAGGACUAUCUCAAACCCAGAGAAUGUGCUCAAGAGAAAACGUCAACAGAAGCAAGAUCAGCUGGAGAAGUUCAAACACAGACCAGAAUCAGGUGGAGCCUUUAAGGUUUAUGCCCAUACCACAUUUCCAGAAGUACCAUACAAGACUCUGCUUAUUUCCAUAAACACCAAUGCUUCAGAGAUUGUCAGGGAGAGUCUGGAUAAGUUUGGAGCAAUGAAAGCCAACCCCGCAGACUACUGCCUAGCAAAGGUUGUAGUACCACCGGGUUGUAGCAUUGAUGAUUAUGGGAAAGAGAACUUCCAAGAAGCCAUCUUGGAUGAAGAUGAAUACCCUAUGGAUGCUGUCCUGAGAUGGCCUGAGAGCAGAGGUGAACUUCACUUUGAAUUGAAGAGGAAGCCAUCAGAUCACGUUCCUCGUCUCAAGAGACCUGGCAAGAACAAGAUGGAAGAGAGUUUUCAGGAUCCCAACAGCAUCCCUCUGGAGAGAUUGCCAUACUUCCUAGAACUCAAUAAUGAUGGUACAGAUAUCAUUGACUAUAAACCCAAACACUACAGACUCCAGAGUGAUGUCACAGAGGUUGGCAGUCAGCGUGACCCUCCUGGCUCUGGACCUUAUUUACAGUUUGUAGCACCGGACAUCCUUCCACGGCACUGCGUGGUAGCCAAGAUGGAAGGGGUGGUCACUUUGACGCCCUCGUGUGCCGAGGCAGAGAUCUAUGUGGUCGGUGAACGGAUCUACGAGACCACCAUCCUCCAGCAUGGGGCCGUGGUGCAGUUUGGACGGCAGUACACUUUCAGAUUCUGUGAUCCACAAGUGGAAGACCCGGACUGGGAGGAUAGGAACAAAUCCCACGUUGAGACGACGUUUGAUGCUGACGGUAGCAUCGAGACUUACGGAGGCAAGCAGGAAAAGAUCAUCAACCGUACCCCUGCACAGAGUUAUGAGACCACAUUCGAUGCCUCCGGCCAAGUAGCCACCCAUACAGGGCGGCAUCCGCAGGUUCCUGAUCCAAACACUGAAGUUCUGCCACUUAGCUUAGAGUUUAGAGACACAGGUGAGGACACCUUCUUUGAUGUGGUAGUCCGACAGGUGAACGGAGCCCAGAUCUACUUCAAGCUUGCCCCGACAUACGCCCUUUACCUGGCAUGCCGCUAUCGUCUCUCUAAGCUCUACCGCCCUGAGAUGGGUCCGACAGAGAGGGCUCAGAGGCUUUCCGCCUUCCUCAACAAAAUGGCCGACAUCAUCGACAGGACAGUUGAAGAGGAAUCCCAAGUAGCCGGUGCCUUGACCUUCUGGUUAGCCAAUGUCUCUGAGCUCCUUCACUUCUUCAUGGCUGAUCGGGACAUUGGUGGUAUCUCACAGGAUGCCCAGGAUAUCCUUCAUACGUGUGUGCAGAAUACCUUCAGGCAUCUUGUGAGAGCCAUGCAACUAGAACUCAACAAGAACCUCUCCGCAUUCCUUGACCCAAGCGAUGAAGCUGAUGUUGAAAAAGAUCUCAUCGCUGACGAGGAUGCAAAGAGUGUUGAGAACGGUCGAUGGAUGAGACCCCCUUCACGAAGCCCUAUGAGUGGCCGCCCAACAAUAGGUGAUGUCCUCCAGAUCCUGUCCUCAGCCAUGACCCUCCUGCGGGUUUGCCGGGUCAACGCCGCCCUCACCAUCCAGCUCUUCUCGCAGCUCUUCCACUUCAUCAGCGCCAGUCUCUUCAACCGUCUGGUCUCCUCCCCCCGUCACGCCGGUCUCUGCACCCAGGACUGGGGUGACAGGUUGAUGAGACGUCUCUCUAGGGUGGUUGCCUGGGCCGAGAAGCAGGGGCUUGAGGUCGCAGCCGACACCCACCUUCAGAAACUCAAACAGGCCCUGGACCUGUUGAUCGCACCAAAGGAGAAUUCUAACCAGCUCAACUCUGCCAUUAACAAUAGCUGGAUGCUGAACUCUCGUCAGAUGAAAGCCAUCCUUGAUAACUAUGUCCCUCCUAAGGGUGCCAUCCAGAUCCCACCAGAAGCCAUUGCUAAGGCCACCGCCAUGGCAGCAUCCCAGGAUGAGCUCCAAGCCCAGCGUGAGGGUCAUCCCAUCCUGAUUGAGGAGGAGAGAGAACUAAGGGUACCAGCCUUCCUACCUGAUGAUGGCUACUCCAGUGAUAUCAUCAAGGGCAUUCCUAACGGUCUUAGGGAGUUCUUCAAUCCGCUCAUACAAGCUGCUCUUGUGCGUUUGACCCCUCACCCAAAGGCCAACGGUACGUGGACUGUGUAUAUGUAUGGCAAUCAACCAUCCAUCCUAGAUUCUCCAGGUCCACCAUCGCCUCAGUCACCAACCUCCCCACAACCAGGCUCUGCCCCGCACCUUGAGCCUCAAGUUAAACCUGAUGCUAAGCCAGCUGGUAAGGAGCCAGAGGUUGUUACCAUAGAACUUAACAAACACGGAAAGCCAGGCAUGGGACUGAGCAUCAUUGCAGCUACCGGAGCUGGUCAAGAAAAGAUUGGUAUCUACGUCAAAGCAGUUGUGCCAGGAUCGGCUGCUGAUAAGGAUGGCAGAGUGAAGGCUGGUGAUCAAAUUCUUGCUGUGGAUGGGAACAGUUUACUUGGCCUGGAUCAGGAUGCAGCUGCCCAGUUUCUGGUCAAGUCUGGACAGAUCGUUGAGAUGACCAUAGCCAAGCAAGGUGCCAUUUUCCAUGGUUUGGCUCAGAUUCUUAGCCAGGCAACACCCCCACAGCAAAGAGCUUACAAAGGAGAACCCCGUCAGCCCCGCCCUGUCAGUGAAGACUUAUCAGGGCGCUCUGGUACCCUUCCCCCUGGUAUGGGUGCCCCUAGGGAGUCUGUUGAUCCUAGGGACAUCGCCACCAUGCCUAGGGGUAUGAUUGGCGUGCCCCUUGUGGGCCUCAGAGAGGCCGAUAAGGCCAAGUCGUCCCCCAAUCUCGCUGAGGAUCGACCACCAGAAAGAGGUAACUACAUGCCAAUGACAAGCAAUAACGGUAGAGAUGACUACUCCCGCCAUGGCUCUGUUGGCAUGAGGCCUGAACCAAGGAGCCGUAUGGAGGCAACCCCUACUCCACCAAUUUCCCAAAGGUCCAAGUCUGUAUCUCACCUUGACCCAGAACCGAUGGAACACGAAUCCCAGAGACCAGUGAAGUCCACUGUGGACCUUUCUCAAAAGAGAGAUGAGCAGCCAUACAGAGGUCAUGCUCCCAGAGAGGAACCACCCUUCAGGAGGGAGGAGGAUCCACACAUGCGUCCUGGAAUGCCUGACAAAUCACUUGAAAGUUUUGAAGAGGAGCCCUACAGAAGGCAGCCAGGAUCCAGACCAGGUGAUCCGAGAAGGGAGUCUCCAGACCCUCGAGGUCCUAUUCCCCAACAAAGGCCUGGUCAGAUGAGACCUAACCCUCAACCACGCCAAGUUCAACAGCAGAUGCAGCAUCUGCAGCAGCGGCAGAGAGGACCAUCCCCCCAGCAUCCAGGACAGUAUCCUCCAGGUCAAAUGGGUCCCAGAGGCCCUCAACAAAGAAUGCCAAUGCCGCAGUCAAGGUUUCCACCUGGUCAGCAACCGGGCAUGGGACCAAGAGGACCACCACCUCAACAGCGCAUGCCGGAUGGAGCUAUGCAGCAGCAACAGCCACCCAACAGAUAUGGCCCUCCACCUGGGGUGUUCAGGAUUGGGCCUCAAGGAGAAAUACAGAGGCCAGCACCACCGCAAGACUCUAGAGAUAAUUAUGGCAUGCCACCACGCCAGAGGAAUUAUAGUCAAGGGGAUAUGAUUGAUGACCCUCCAGAGCCCAGGGCGAGGGUUUACAGUGAAGGGAACACAUUAAGGGGGCCUGAUCAUCCAAAUGGACCCCAACCAGCACCCAGAACGAUUAGGGAGGAUCAAUCUAGGCAAUAUGCUCCUAGUGGUCCACAAAGUGAUGAUUUACCUCCACCUCCGCCACUAGAUCAUUCAGCUUCCCAAAUGCAAGAUAAUAAUGACCUCCCUCCACCACCACCUCAAAAUAUGGACGAGGAGGAGGAAUACCGUCGAUGGCAGGAAGAGAGAGCCAACAGAAUGGGAGGAGACCCAUCGAGACAGUCACCAAACUCUGGUUUCGCUUCUCUUCCUCGUCAGGGGCGUAUUAACAGAUCGUCAUCCCUUACUCGUGAUACACUUCCAGUGGGAAGUGAAAGUCAGCCAACUCCACCUCAGCAGAAGCCUCCCCUGGGUCCAAAACCUGUUCCUCCUCCCAUGCCUCCCGAGAGGACCAAUGCUUCAGCUGAGGCAGCUCGAGGAUCCUUGGAAAGGAGACCUCCUAAUUCCGCUCCAGGCAUGAAUCCUACAGGUUCUGCAUCUCUCUCGUCAAAAAGCUCUCCCUGGGAUAGAGAGGAGAAAGAACGUCAAGAGAAGCGACUUGAAGAACAGGUUAGACUGAUGAGAGAUGAUGAAAUUGAGUAUUUGUCUUCUUUGCCUUCACUUACUCCUGUUCAACAAGAAAGAUUGAAUAAGAUGAAACUUGACCAGCAGUUCCAGCAACGCCUUGAAGAAUCCAUGAUGGACAAUGAAGAUGAUGAUGAGGAAGAUGAUUUAACAAAGAAACCAGAGUUCCAGAAUCAAAUGGCAAUGGCAAAUCGAAGUGCUGAGAUCGCUGCACAAAAAGCAAGAGAACAGCAGCUUGAAAGAGAAAGACAAGAAGAAAGGGAAAAUGAUAUGAGAAGAAAGCAGGAAAUGAGAGUUCAGGAACUGCAAAUGCAACGGCAGCAAGAACGUCAGAGAGAAAUAGAAAUGCAGAGACAACAGGAGCUUCAAAGGCAACAAGAAUUCCAGAGAAAACAAGAGAUGCAGCGCCAGCAAGAAGUCCAAAGGCAGCAAGAGCUAAGGGAACAAGAGUUGAGGCAGCAAGAAAUGCAAAGACAGAAGGAAGCUCAAAGGCAACAAGAAUUACAAAGACAGCAAGAAAUGCAAAGACAGCAGGAACUGCAGAGGCAAGAGGAAAUGCGGAGAAAAGAGGAUAUGCGAAGGCAAGAGGAAAUGCGGAGACAAGAGGAAAUAAGAAGGCAAGAAGAGAUGCGGAGACAAGAGGAAAUGCGAAGACAGGCGGAAAUGCGUAGACAGGAAGAAAUGCAGAGACAACAAGAAGAGCAAAGGCAGCAACAGUUGCAGCGGCAAGAGGAAGAGAGACAAAGACAGUUAGAGGCUGACAGAAGGGCACAACAACAGCACGAAGAAACAAAUGCUCAGCUGGAGUUGAAAAAACUACAGGAAGAACGGGCAAAAUGGAUUAAAGAACAGGAAGAACUAAGACGCCAAGCAGAGGAGGAGCGCAGGAAAUAUGAGGAGAUGAAAAGAUUACGAGAGCAAGAGGAAGAAAUGCAGCGAAGGCACCAGCAACAGCGCAUGGAGUUUGAGAAACGGGCAGCUGAACUGGAAGAGGAGAGAAGGCGUUUGGAGGAGAUGUCGUUUGAUGACCCACCCCGCCAAAUGAAUGAUAUGAACGCUUCCGUGUCACGACCGGGUCAGACUGGCAUGGUCCAUGCUACUGUUAGUGCAGGCUACGUCCCAGGACCGAAUAAACCUUAUGUCCAAGCAGCACCACCUGAAAGGCCGCCAACAGAUGGAUACAGUACCACAGAUGCGAAUUUCCUCAACAAACCGAAACCAUUCAAGAAGGUUCCCCCUCCCGUAGCUCCCAAACGAGUCACAUUCCGACCUGGACAGCGACCAAGUACAUCUGUGGAUCCACUCAAUAAUCUUGGAUCAGCAGGUGACCGAGGGUCCAUCAGUUCCCAACAGAGUAUAAGUUCUAAUAACUCCGGUGGUACACCAGCGCCACCGCCCCAGCAGUCAAGCUUUGGCAACGGCUACACCAACAACUUCCACACAGCUCCCAUGAAUGACUACAUGCACAAUCACAAUCCAGCACCUCCACCACCACCUCCAGCCUCUGUAAACAAUACCCUGGGAUACAGCACACCACCACAGAAUGGUCCACCACCUGUCUAUCGCACUGGGGACACCCCUGGGGUGAUAGGUGCUCAAGAAGUCUACAAUGACCCAAGAGAUAAGAGACUAGCCAAGCAACAGUUGCAGCCCAAGAAUGUCUCACCGGACAUGAAAAACAUGUCCUUUAGGGAUAAGAUGAAACUCUUCUCGGAAUCGACGCCAAAUGAAAAGCCGAAAACCUCAAAGUGGGAAAGGGAGUUCCUUGCAAUGAAUCCAAGCCUUCACACCCCAUAGUAACACAGGACUGGAAUGUAAUUUAGUUAUUGAAUAUGAACUCAUUCUUGUGGUAAAGCUGAACUUCGUACUUGGUCUACAUGAACAUUACAUCUAUGCAAAGCAGACAUUGUCAAAACUUCAGCAUGUAUGUUUUUUUGCUUGAAAGAUCUGCUAAAUAUGAAAUGAAGGGAGUGCUGAUAAUCAGCCCAAUGAUGAGGUUUUAAACAAUUUUUUAAUUCAUAUUUUUAGUGCUUAAACCUCUGAUGAUAGUUGUAUUAAAUUGACGACAUUGAGCUUGUUUUCUAAAAUGUUUAAAUUAAGAAGACACUUAACACCAUUUAUAACGACACAAAACUUAAUUGAAUAUCUUCCUCUCUGAAAUCAGCACACUGCUUUUUUCUUCGGAUGACUGUUCUAUUAUAUACGAGAGAGGCAAACUCUCUCAGUGUGUAGAAGACAUUUCUUUCUCGUGUUGUAGCAUUUGUACUAUCGUGAUUAUGUUGCGGAAUUUAUUGUGGCUUUGUUUUGUUUUGUAUUGUUUUUGCCACUUUGCAGACUGCUUUACACUGUUGUAGAUUUGAUUUCUUAAUUUACUGGUUAAUGACUUCAUUUCUGC
Molecule: messenger RNA, 7558 nt
Organism: Lytechinus variegatus (green sea urchin)
Lineage: Eukaryota; Metazoa; Echinodermata; Echinoidea; Temnopleuroida; Toxopneustidae
Product: afadin-like
Exons: 28
Coding region: 193-6960 (2255 amino acids)
Biological process (GO): signal transduction
Molecular function (GO): protein binding
Source: RefSeq, a predicted model, not a curated record